CAUAGCGCUGGGAGAACACACUCCCGCGUGGUGGCGACAGAAUCAGCACAGGUGACAGCGAUGUGGAAGAUUAAGGUGGUUGGACUUGGUGUUGUGGUCCUCUCAGUGAGGCUGCUUGUGUUGAUUCACCGUCUGUGGACCAAAAAAGUUCGGAAUGAAGUCAUCUUCUUCCCCUCUGAGUUGGCUUGUGUGGAGCACAUCUUCAACCCAGAUUUACCCCAACCUUGUUUGUGUCCCUUACCUCACGGUGUGGAGACAUCUUUCUCUCGACUCCUCCGCUACAUCCUCUCUGCGUCGUCCUCUCUGGACUUGUGUGUUUUCGCCUUUUCCAACAUGGACCUGUGCAGAGCUGUGCUUGCACUGCACAAAAGAAAAGUGACCAUCCGAGUCCUCACUGACAAGGACUACACUGCCAUCACAGGCUCCCAGAUCGGUGUGCUUUGUAAGGCAGGAAUCAGGGUGCGCAACGACUACGGUUCUGUGUACAUGCACCACAAAUUUGCCAUUGUUGAUGGCCUGCAGCUCAUCACUGGCUCCCUCAACUGGACACUGACAGCAGUGCAAUGCAACAUGGAGAACGUUCUGGUCACAGAGGAACCCGACUUGGUCAAGCCCUUCAUCAGGGAGUUCCAGAGGCUGUGGGAGUGCAACGAUCCGCUUCACUCUUACCCCUCAGCUCUUGGUGAACCUCCCAACAUGACCGGCCACUGAUCAGGUGUGCCAAGACUCCCAGUGAUGACUCCCAGGUGUUUAUUUGGAGCUUCCAGAGCAUGACAUUGUGAUGCUAGUAGAAACAAGAAUUGUUUUAGGUCUGUUCAGUUGCACCUGUGCAUUUGAUUAGACUGUACUGUUGUCUUCAUAUUUUAACUGUUUGACUGGGUGUGUUUAGUAAAGGACCCAAGAUUUGUCUCAUGUUCUGCACUCUCAGAGACCAGA
Molecule: messenger RNA, 936 nt
Organism: Synchiropus splendidus (mandarinfish)
Lineage: Eukaryota; Metazoa; Chordata; Actinopteri; Syngnathiformes; Callionymidae
Product: mitochondrial cardiolipin hydrolase-like
Exons: 4
Biological process (GO): piRNA processing
Cellular component (GO): mitochondrion
Molecular function (GO): RNA endonuclease activity producing 5'-phosphomonoesters, hydrolytic mechanism
Source: RefSeq, a predicted model, not a curated record